UUGAUGAGUUUCAGAAAACUGUACACCUCGGAAACCCCUUUGCGCCUCCGUCUCCAAUGGCGGCGGGUUUCAGUUCUCUAAUUCCGAGAACGCCUCUGAAACGCGCCGUUAGUAGUGCAACCGGAUACCUAACGGCGCCGUUAGCUUCUAUUUCGACAGCAAGAAAUCUCUUCGCUGGAGGAGCAUGUGACGAGAUUUAUGGUGAGCCAGGAGGGUUUCCUCAUUCCAGUGGAAUAAGAAGGUACAACACCGUUGGUAAUUCUGCCGCACUAACUGGUCCUUUUCAUCAUUUUCUUAGGGUCAACCAGACAAACAAGCCCGCCUUUUUAAGGGUCCAAUCGAUGAGCUAUCAGUUUGUGGCUGAUUCUCAUGCAUCUCCUAAACGUAUUGUCAAGACUGAGGAUGAAGAAGAUUUUUCUGAUUCAUCAAAGAAGGAAAACGCUGAAACCCCUAGGAAACAUCAAAUUGGGGAGAACAUACCCAAGAAGGAUAAAAUAAAGUUUCUUGUGAACACUCUUCUUGACAUGGAAGAUAAUAAAGAGGCUGUUUAUGGAGCUCUGGAUGCUUGGGUUGCUUGGGAGCGCAAUUUCCCCAUUGCUUCCCUAAAAAGAGUAAUAGCUAUUCUUGAAAAGGAACAUCAAUGGCAUCGAAUGAUCCAGGUGAUAAAGUGGAUCCUAAGUAAGGGACAAGGGAACACGAUGGGGACGUAUGGACAGUUGAUACGGGCGUUAGAUAUGGAUCGUAGAGCAGAAGAGGCUCAUGUUAUCUGGCGAAAGAAAAUUGGGAACGAUCUGCAUUCUGUGCCUUGGCAAUUAUGCUUACAAAUGAUGCGCAUAUAUUUCCGGAACAACAUGUUACAAGAACUUGUUAAGCUAUUUAAGGAUCUGGAGAGUUAUGACCGUAAGCCUCCGGACAAGCACAUUGUGCAGACCGUGGCUGAUACUUAUGAGCUUUUAGGAAUGGUUGAUGAGAAAGAACGGGUAAUGACGAAGUAUAGCCAUCUUUUGCUUGGUACAGCAUCCGAUGAUAAACCAAGAAGAUCCUCAAGGAAGAAAAAGAAACAAGAACUGAGGAUUCCUGAAGCAACGACAGAAGACGCAGCAAAAGCUGAGGUACAAGAAGAGCUAAAAGAAAAUCUGGAUAAUCACCAAGAAUCAGAAGCUACCACUGAGAAACAAUCCGAACAUGGAGCGUUAAUUUGUAGUAUUAAUUCGAUAAGAGACAUGGAUUGUAAGAUGUACUAGUAUCUAAUGGAGGGAUUGUCGAGAAUGGUCAAUGAUGGAUAGAGUUUGAGUGCAGCACUAGUAUUACAGAAAAGUUGAAUUUUAGGUUUGCGUGUCAAGGACAUAAGAGCAUAAUAUCAUUCUCCCCUAA
Arabidopsis lyrata subsp. lyrata is the source of this 1374-nucleotide messenger RNA. Its product is annotated as pentatricopeptide repeat-containing protein At4g18975, chloroplastic. The record is from RefSeq and is a predicted model, not a curated record. Bases 57 to 1244 code for a protein of 395 amino acids. NCBI's taxonomy places the organism in Eukaryota, Viridiplantae, Streptophyta, Magnoliopsida, Brassicales, Brassicaceae. Gene Ontology annotation, molecular function: protein binding. The transcript is spliced from 9 exons.